Tachysurus vachellii is the source of this 3633-nucleotide messenger RNA. It is a transcript of the gene esrrgb, whose product is annotated as estrogen-related receptor gamma b. The record is from RefSeq and is a predicted model, not a curated record. NCBI's taxonomy places the organism in Eukaryota, Metazoa, Chordata, Actinopteri, Siluriformes, Bagridae. The coding region runs from base 143 to 1456 and encodes 437 amino acids. Gene Ontology annotation, biological process: regulation of DNA-templated transcription. Gene Ontology annotation, cellular component: nucleus. The transcript has 7 exons. Gene Ontology annotation, molecular function: sequence-specific DNA binding; steroid binding; zinc ion binding.
CCCCGGCUGAGCGCGUGACACACCGGAUCGCAACAAAUCUCUUAAAAACUUAGGAGGGAAAGAAAGUUAAUUUAUGACAAUAAAAUAAAAAUCUAUAUCAUUUGAAAGCUAUAUUUAAAUAGAGCAUGACAACAGUUUCUUCAUGGAUCUAGUGGAGUUUUAUCAGCGCGACUACCUGGAUAUGAUGCCCAUCAGUGGUCAUUGCCCCACCUUCAUUAAGGCUGAGCCUGCCAGCCCCGCCUCCGUGAUGCAGCACAGCCCUGAAGGAUCGUCGUCGGACAGCUACGGCUCGGUAACACGGAGUUACCAUGGGGCCGUGGCCUCGCCAGCUUCAUAUCAUACCUCAGGGGCAGAGCUUAGGUCCGAAUCGGUUCCGGAGCUGCAGAUGAAGCAUGAGUUUGAAGCGAGUUCGGGGCCCAAGCGCACGUGUUUGGUGUGUGGAGACGUCGCGUCCGGGUUUCAUUAUGGUGUGGCGUCCUGUGAAGCCUGCAAAGCCUUCUUCAAACGUACUAUUCAAGGCAGUAUUGAAUACACGUGUCCAGCGAGCAGUGAGUGUGAGAUUACUAAGAGGAGGAGGAAAUCCUGCCAGGCCUGCCGCUUCACCAAGUGCAUCAAAGUGGGCAUGCUGCGAGAGGGUGUACGACUAGACAGAGUUCGAGGAGGUCGUCAGAAAUACAAACGCACCAUAGGCUCCGACAGCAACUCUUACCUCAGCAUGCAGUUACCACAAACACAUAAGAGAAUACGCACAGAGUCCUACACCGCUGAGAACAAGGUGGUGUCUCACCUGUUAGGGGCGGAGCCAGAGAAGGUGUAUGCCAUGCCUGACCCCGCCCUUCCCGAUGAUGACAUCAAAGCGUUGACCACACUGUGUGAUCUCGCCGAUCGUGAACUAGUACUGAACAUUGGCUGGGCCAAACACCUUCCAGGUUUCUCCAGUCUUUCUCUUCCAGACCAGAUGCGUCUCCUGCAGAGCGCGUGGAUGGAGAUCCUGAUCCUGCGUGUGGUCUUCCAUUCGCUGGACGCUCAGGACAGCCUGGUGUUCGCCGAGGAUUACGUGAUGGACACAGAGCAGGCGAAAAGAACCGGUCUGCUUGAGCUCCACGUGGCCAUACUGCAGCUCGUCAGGAAGUACAGAGCGAUGGGCCUGGAGAGGGAGGAGUUCGUCACACUCAAGGCCAUCGCACUCGCAAACUCGGACUCUAUGCAUAUCGAGGAUGUCGAGGCAGUGCAGAGGCUGCAGGACUGCGUGCACGAAGCUCUACAGGACUACGAACAGCAUCGCCAUGGUGAUGACCCACGGCGGGCGGGCAAACUGAUCAUGACCCUCCCGCUGCUGCGGCAGACCUCGGCUAAGGCGGUGCAGUAUUUCUGCAGCAUCAAGCAGGACGGACGGGUUCCCAUGCACAAACUCUUCCUGGAGCUGCUGGAGGCCAACACCCAGCCCUCGCCCUGAUUGGUCCACAGCUCUGAGGUGACCCCGCCCUCCACAGAGCUCAUUAAGAUAUCCAAUAAGAACUAUGAAGAAUGUAACUAAAGGUUAAUGGUAGAGUAGAGGAACAAAAAAGGGGGAAAGAAGAUUGUAUAAAUGAUUGUAAUACGUAAAACAAUGAUUUAUUGAAGAAACCAUGUCAUAGCUGCGCUAAUUUAAGAUGACUUUUUAUUUUACUGGUGCUUCAUAUCUAUGAAUAUAAGGAGAUGAACAGGAUGUCGGACUUGCCAAAGAACAGGGAACUCAUCUCUGAAGAGGGACGGACGCUUUGGCGAGCUAACAGAAAACUACAAAAAACAUAAAAAAUAAUCGUUGUUCACAAUAAAGAUGUGUUAUUUAUAAGAAUGUAAUAAGUCUCAGCAGGAGAAUUGCAGGCGUUGCUGCUGAUCGUUGUUUAUGUUGAUGCUUCACGAUUGUAUUGUUGAAGGUCGAUGCUGUUGAGCUCGAACCUCCCCACAGUUCAAAGGAAGUGAGAAAAUAUAGGAUUUCAGGUUUCUUGCAAUAAUAGAAAAAACUGUAGAUUUACAUCUCAGAUCACAUUUAAAAAAAAAAAAUGACUUACUGGUUCUGUGAAGCUACUGAGAUUUGAGACCUUUGUGACCUUCAAGCCACUGAAGGUCGUAUUCAGAGUCGACCUUAAUGCGGUCUCUGUUGUUUGAAAGCCAAUGUUGACAUUUGAAAUCACCAAAACAAACACGCCCCUAACCCAAAUGGGUCCCACCCCUGUAUUGAUAGCUCCGCCCCACACAUACACCAGACAAGUAUAACCCAAGAAUAACCCAGACAAGUAUUAUGGCGGAACCCGCUGGGGCGGCUGGCCGAGGGUAUAUUUUUAUCAGUAAAUGAACACAAUGAGUAAUAAUAUGGUAAUACAAAUGUGUUUUUGUAGUACUGUGUGUUGUACCGUGAAAGGUUUAGCUCUGUUUCACGCGGAAGACGUUCAGUUCUCUCCAGCGCUGGAAAGCUGAUCCUAUAUUAACACGUCCUACUUCUUACCUUAUCGUAAGCCUUUUUUCACUUUCUUUCUUUGUUUUUAUCCUCCAUGUCAAUGUUAAAACCGCUUUCUGCUAAUGUCACACAUGAACACUGAACACUCUCUCCACUGCAUAUUGACAAGCCCCGCCCCUUUCUGCUGAUUGGCUACACGUUAGUUUUGUUUUUGUUUUGUUUGCUGUUUUCUAAAGCAUUUUUCAAACAACAGAGACCCCACCUUUAAGUCCAAACAUUGCAUUGAUAUUAACCUGGGUAAAGUUUCACCUUAUUAGACUGGAGUUAAACAGCGAUCUGUCACUUUUCUGGCUGCUUUAUUGAUAUCACAAAUCGUGCAAGUCAUUUUCUUUAGUAACGGUAUCCAGGAUGUUAUACAGCAAUCAUACCUUUAAACACAAGCACAAAAUUAAAAUCUAAAAAAAAUCCAGAUUAAAGAAGGAAAUAGAAAUUUUUGCUUUGUUGUGAAAUGAAAUGAAAAUAAUCUUUUCUAUUAUUCAGUGUGUAUAAAAUAGCACUUGAUCCAGCGUUUUGAAGGACAAACUGUCUGCCAGAAGAUCAGUGACUCCGACUGGGGUAAUUUUAUGCAGGAAAAACAAAACAAAAGAAACGUUUUUGUGGAUGUUAAAUAGGCAAAAUGACGCAAAACUCGACUUUGAAUACGGCCCAGGCGCGGAAACCUCAAAAGGCGGAUCUUAGAAAAAAAGGAAAACAUGCAAAUGACAUGUUGUUUCUUUUCAGUGUUUCUUCAUGAAGGAUUUGCAAGAAGAAAUCUAACAGAACGAUUAACAUGUCGUGUUUAUAAAUUAACUGUGUGCUCUUAAAAAAGUCAAGAAGAUUAUUAAGCGAUAACCAAAAAAAAAACAUACUCAACACACAGCACAGAAAAAUCGAACACCAACCAACUUUUCUUUUGGGACGGAAAUUGUUUCAGAAGCGACAACAAAUUUGUCAGUAUUUCUUUAAAUAUUAUUGGAUGUGUCCUUAAAGAAAAAAAUGUCUUUUGUAGUUUCACAUGAUGGUUUUUUACAGCAGUGGCUAAAUGAAUAAAUAAAUAGAUGUGCUGAAUGGGGGAUUGAUGAAUUCACUCAUCACGCUAAUGUUAGCUGUGAUUUAACUGGAAAUAAAGAUCAAAUCAAAGAUUAAAUUAUAAA